GUCAAGAUGGUCAUGGUGGUCAUGAUCAGAGAGAUGUCGAGAUAAAAGCUUCCUCGCCUCCUCAGAUCGGAGACGACCUUGUCUUGAGAAGAACGCUCGACUUUGAUGAGCCAGCACAUGUGCUCCACGACUCCGCGCGCAAGAAAACUAGCACAAGCGGCGGGAUACGUUUUCCUUCAAUAACGGGGGCUGAGCGUCGUGAAUCUCCUUCCUCUCUGGUGCUCACCGUAGCGAGUCCUCGUGGGUUGCUAGGCGAAAAUACAGGGAACAUAUCUUCAACGUCAAGGCAAAAACAAGGAACGUCACCAACAACCAGAUUGAAAGGAACGGUCAUGGAAAAAUCCGCUGCUGAGACGGUGGCUCGGAAUCUUUUAGUCCAACACGGUUGCAGCGAGGAAAACUCCCUCGACGCGAAGACGGAAGCCAGACCUGGUUAUGAGGAACACAAUUAUCCGAUUGAUGAAGAUUCCUUUCUUCAAUUCUGUGACGAGCAGCAAAAAAAUUCGCCAUCGGUUUCGCGGCUUGCAGCAUCUUGUACAACUACAACAACAAGGACGCAAAGGUUCUUGUCUUCAGCAAGUGUUUCCACCUCAGCAAGCUCAUCCCUUAAUGCAGCAUUGUCGAGUAGUCAAUCGUAUGCACCACCUACGGCGCGUACGACCGGGAUCCCUUCCCUGGUCAGUUCGUCUUCGCUUUUUCCCGAGAAUGCCUCCGAAGAUCAUCCGCGGGCCACACAAAACAGUCUUCCGCGUUCUUCGCAUCUCUUGCUCUUGGAAGACGAAGAAGACGGUGUGCAGGCUUCUGCCGACAACACUGGCAACCUGCGGCAAAAGGAAAAGGACGCGCUCGAGGCUGGAAACAUGAACAGCACAAUAUCAGCUUCGGCACUGCGGACUUCCGUCGCAUCGAGCUCCCCACCAACUUCUCAUCCACAGAGCUCCCCACCAACUUCUCAUCCGCAGAGGUCUCCUCCGACGCCGUCAUCCUCGCGCUCCGUAACUGCUCUGGAGCCUGCAAGUUGUCUCGGUCAUGGAAGACAUAACGAACAUCGCGCUUCCGCAACCAGAAGGCAAGCCGCUCUUUCUCCUGCGAUAAGACAAGACACGACGCAUUUAAGCAGAGCUGCAAAAAAUAAAAAAGCGGAAAAUAUGACGAGCAGCGUUAUUACGAAAGCUCCCUACAGCCGAAGCCAAGGAAAGGACGACACCGGUGCUCCUGCGGAGCAGCGUCGAGAGGAGAAAACCCGAGCGCCCGCUUUUGUUUUUGGCUGUCAGAAGCGGCAACUACAAGAAGCACAUGGCCGUUUGACGAGGGCUGACAAUUCAUCCCAGCAAGUCAUGGAUGCUACUCGUGGCGCACUAGCAGAGGCGAAGACACUCGCAG
Messenger RNA from Amoebophrya sp. A25, 1383 nucleotides. The record is from the annotation of a GenBank genome assembly. NCBI's taxonomy places the organism in Eukaryota, Dinophyceae, Syndiniales, Amoebophryaceae.